Molecule: messenger RNA, 1760 nt
Organism: Exaiptasia diaphana
Lineage: Eukaryota; Metazoa; Cnidaria; Anthozoa; Actiniaria; Aiptasiidae
Product: melatonin receptor type 1A-A
Exons: 2
Coding region: 338-1360 (340 amino acids)
Biological process (GO): G protein-coupled receptor signaling pathway
Cellular component (GO): membrane
Molecular function (GO): neuropeptide Y receptor activity
Source: RefSeq, a predicted model, not a curated record
AAUCCUAGAACAGUCAUUUCCCUUACCCUACCCCCCCCCACCAAUUACCUACAACACGAUAAUGGUCAAUGCUUCUUAAUUCUUAACGAGAAUAAUUAUAAAAGACUUAUUUCUAGCUGCAUUAAAUCUAUUUAUAGAAGGUUGUAUGUGAUCUCUCUAUAAGCCAUGUGCUAGUUGGAACUAUAAUUUGACACUUGAAUGUAACGAGGGAACGCGCUUAUCACAUGWACAUCUCCGCUGUCAAAGACAACAAUAGAAUAAGAAUUGAACAUAAUGAAAGUAUAGAUUUUCAUACGAGACUAAAAAGCACAAGCAGAGUGAUUGUUACAGUCAAACCAUGUCUUCUCCCGYAGAYCCUUCACURAGRAAGUACGAGGUUCUUUUGGCAAAUCGUCCUUACUACCUAUCGACACUGGAAGCAUGUUUCUGUGCUUCAUUCAUUGUAGCUGCUCUUUUUGGCAACUUCCUGGUUCUCUGGAUAGUGUACAARAAUAAGAAUCUACGAACCAUUCCAAAUCUYUUCGUUGUUUCACUUGCUUUAGCUGACAUUCUGAUGGCGUCGAUAUGCGCUCCUCCGUGCCUGUCCGUCCUUAUAGCKGGCCAUCGUACAUUURGUGAAUUUAUCUGCCAACUUCAAGGUUUUGCUAUAGCGUCGUUAGCAUGUGUCUCGCUGUUGACAAUGACUCUUGUAGCAAUCAAUAGAUACUUUCUCAUCGUGAAACCUCAGCUGUAUCAGAGAGCAUUCACCCCUAAGAACACCAAGAUUAUGAUYCUUUCUAUUUGGYUGUUGUCAUGUACUGAGCCUUUACCCUACUUGCUCUCAGGUCAUAGAUACCAGUACCACGCUGGUAAAGUGUUCUGUUUUCAAGUUGUUCAAGUGGAUUUCUACACAUUACUUGGAUACGUGUACGUAACCAUUCCAAUCUUCGUGCUUACAUCCUGUUACUUUAAGGUCUUUAAGAUGCUACGCGAGCAUCAAAAACGAAUACGAAGCCUCAGAAAGUCSAACACUAAGCAUACUUCUACCCGACGUGUGUCCAUCGAAGACAUCAAUGUCACAUGGACGUUGUUCAUAACAGURUGUGGUUUUCUGAUAUGUUGGAUACCCAUUAGUAUYGUGGAUUUUAUAGGCUUUGGUCARGGGAAAUGGGCGCUGUCUCGUCAUGUCUACCUCAUGUAUACCUUCCUUGGUCAGCUCAGUACCACCCUCAACCCCUUCAUCUAUGGUGUCAUGAACAAAACAUUUCGCGAUGAAUACAARAAAAUGUUGUGUGGUUGCCGUUGCUCAAGAAAAAGAGAUGAAAAUCUCGACUCUGACACCUCACAAAACACGCGAUUUAGCAAAUGCUCCAUUAUUUAAAGACUAAAAGCACUGUAUAGCAGUGGAGUGAUUGAUCAUUUACACAUGUUGAACUGCUUACUGAYAAAGACUUGAUGGGAUGAUGUAGCAUCCUUAUGAUAGAUCUAUGAAUAGCGACUGACAGUUACAUGAUCUCAGAGUGUCAGGCCAAAGACAAUGUUUGGUGCCCAGUUUAACUGAAGCCAUUGAGAUAGUUUCACUCUAUACGACUAUACCUUUACGCUGUAACUGUUAUCAAACAAAAGUUUCUAAAUUGAUAAUAAAAAGUAGAUAGUAUUUCUCUAAGAUCACUUUAUUUCAUAAUGUUUUUGUCAGUUAACAUACUAUUGCUGUGGUGUUUUUGUAAAGGCCAAGUUUACUAAGCAAUAAAAAAGUAAACCAGAAAAAAUACCCUGCUUAA